This is a messenger RNA of Aspergillus tanneri, 888 nucleotides long. RefSeq lists its product as uncharacterized. Bases 1 to 888 code for a protein of 295 amino acids. The record is from RefSeq and is a predicted model, not a curated record. The transcript has 2 exons. NCBI's taxonomy places the organism in Eukaryota, Fungi, Ascomycota, Eurotiomycetes, Eurotiales, Aspergillaceae.
AUGGCGCAACGGCCCAAUAACACCGACCUCCCACCCAAAGAGACAACUCAACCCUUGAAGGGGAAAGGACCGCAUCAACAAAACGACCCAGGCGACUGGGAGUCGCAGGAACGGGAGCCAUGGGCGAAUGCGAUGGAGUGCGUCUUCAGGGACAGGCACAGAUGUACUGCUAUCCACGCGUGGUAUUCGAGGUUUUCGAACCGCACGUCUAUACUCCCUUACCAGCCCAGCCGCCCUCUCCUGCGCAGCAGGGCGACGAGACUGGGGAAGUCCAACAAACGUGCGAUGUUCAGUAACCAUAGAAACAGCCAAAGGACCAGCGGCAACCUCCGGAGCGACACAAAGGGUGUCGCUGGCCACAUCUCGCUCAAACGAACAAGGCAACGGUGGCACCAGGGACUACCCCCCCUGGCCAAAGGCAAACCAUUCGUAUCAACAUGGACCGGCGCAGGGGUAGUCUGCACCUGGACGACCGAAGCCGCCGAUGGAGACAAAGGGGCGAUGAAACUUUCGCACAAAUUAGCAAUAUUACCUUACAUAAACGCACCGGACUUACCAGACACGUCCGGAGAGGGCGAUUCGACUCCGUCCGGCUCCGCCGAAGCAGGAGAGGAUGGAAAUCCCUCCCAUUCCGGCGAAACCGAGCGGGGCGCAGGUGUGAAAACGACAUCGUCUUCAGAGGAUGAACGAGGACGAACUCCACGGAGAAGGCGACGGCGUCGUGGGGCGGAUUCUCCCGAUGGAGGCGACGAAGCUUUGCGGCGAGCCAUCUGCGAAAACACCCAUAUUAGUAAGCUCAAAACAUGCGAGAAAGCGCUGGAGGAGCCGUUACCCUUAUUAGCUGAGGCAGAAGAGUGCGCACGUACCGCAAGAAGUUUGGUGGUUUGA